GCCCGCAUCCAAGCAAAGCUCUCUGUCUUCCCGUCCAUCUAUUUUUGGAUUACAUUGAUUGCCUCCUCUAUACUUUUCAGCGUUUGUGUCCAUUUAGGUUUUUAGAUCAAAUUUUAUUGCCUCACUUCUGUCUGAAGAAGGUCCGUCUGCGGAUUGAGCAACAGCCUCGGCCGACCAUAUUAUAUCGCUUCUUAAUGGAAGACAUCUUUUCUCUCGUUCCGAGGCGCAUUUUCGCUGCUAUAUUGGGCCCGUAUUGCCAUCGACGAAGGAGAGACCCUCAGUGAAUGAAAGAGGGGUGGUAAGACCACCAAGUAGAAAAGCGUGUCAGGCUCUGAUCUUUAGGUUAUCACCGGGAACGGAAGCCGUUUCACCGUUCCCGGUGGCGCGGUGGAUGCCGAUAGUGGGCAGAUCUUUUACAUUCUGAAAGCAGUGGCCACCCAGAAGGAAGAGAAUCAAUGGAUCUCAUCAAAAGAGGGGAUUAACUAGAAGGUUGAAACAGAAGAAAUACACUCUGGCCCUAUUAGAGCUCUUUUUCCUCCCCAAUCAAAGAGCUUUUAUCCUUUAGCCUAGUUGGUCUGUGGAACCAAAUCAGUCAUCAUGGGAACGGUUCUAUCACUCUCUCCGAGCUAUCGUAAAGCUGCUCUCUUUGAGGAUGGUGCAGCCACAGUGGGCCACUACACAGCUGUCCAAAACAGCAAGAAUGCUAAGGAGGCUGCAUCAGCUAAGUCCCUGAAACGGCCUUCUAUUAUUAGCGCAUUGCCAUGGAAACGGAUUGUGGCUGUAUCGGCAAAGAGGAAGGGUUCCAAGAAGCUCCAAACAGAAGUUGGGGAUGGGGGGAAAGGGAGCUCUCCAGAAGGCCAUGGAACCACCAACUCAGCAUCCAACAGCUUAAAGCUAAAGAAGUCUCAAUCCUGCGCUAACCUUACCACAUACUCAUCCAGUCAGGAUCCCUCUGCUACCACCACCACUACCUCCUCCCACCUGCCCACCUCCAAGACCGUUGCAAACGUAGCCGCUGUAGUUGCCAAAAAGAAUUCCCUCACAGGAACUGGAAUCCAGCCUUCCACUGCUGCUGGUACGCCAAAACGGAUCAUUGUCCAGGCUUCCACCAGUGAGCUGAUGCGUAGCCUUGGGGAGUUCCUCUGCCGCCGCUGUUAUAGACUGAAGCGCUUGUCUCCGACAGAUCCCGUGCUGUGGCUGCGCAGCGUGGACCGCUCUCUGCUCCUGCAGGGCUGGCAGGAUCAGGGCUUCAUCACUCCAGCCAAUGUUGUCUUCCUCUACAUGCUGUGCCGGGACGUGGUCUCGUCCGAGGUAGCCUCAGAGCGUGAGCUUCAGGCCUCGCUGCUCACCUGCCUCUACCUUUCCUAUUCCUACAUGGGCAACGAGAUCUCUUAUCCCCUGAAGCCCUUCCUAGUUGAAGCUGAGAAGGAAGCCUUCUGGGAUCGUUGCCUGGAGAUUAUCAACCGGAUGAGUGGCAAGAUGCUUCAAAUCAACACCGACCCCCAUUUCUUCACCCAGGUGUUUGCAGAUCUGAAGAAUGAGAGCAAGAAAGAGGAAGAGAAAACUAAACUUCUCAUAGGCCUUGACCGAUAAGAAGGAUCCGGAAGGGGGCAGUUCUUUGACCCUGUUUUCACCACCUGGUUUUAAAGACCUUGGCUGCCAGGCCCCAGUACCCUCCUCUCUCCCACCAAUCAGUGCUUUCAUCGGCAACAAAGACAGUGAUUCCUUCUCUACAUUCACCUGCCCUGGUCUGACCCAGUCCUGACCAAUCCAGAGACCACAAACACUUCGGUCAGGUGACCAAUGUGGCUCUAUGUACUGACCAAGCUGUUUGACAUGCAUGUGUGCUUUGUAGGUUCCCUAGCAUGCUGCUUUGUGUUGGACACGCCACACCUCAACAUGCAAAAGAAAGCAAGGAGUGGUCAAGCUGAAUGACUGGAAGGUACAUACGUUGAUAUGGCAUCAGGGGGCCAGAGAACGAGUCCUCUAUCAUUAUGAAAAAUGGUGGCUCAGUUUAGAAGUAAUUAUUUAUUGAAAUAACAGGUACUAGCCCUUCAUUUUAAACUUCAAUACCUAAAAGACCUCACGUUUGAAAAUUAAAUCUACAGAAUAAAUUUAGCAUAUAGGCCCUGGCUACACCUCUCUAGAUAUUUCCUUUAAAGCAGAUAUUUUUUUCUCUAGUUUGAAAAAAAAAAAGCGCUUUGCAGCCUGUAGUAUUCUCUAACAAGAUGCUGUAAUGCCUACUAUGGCCCCAGUGGGUGAAAAGGACAAUAAUAUUACAUCGGAAUUCAAAAGCAGAAGAUCUAAAAUUUACAUGAAUAUAUAUAAAGGUGACAUUUUCUUUGCUAAAUUAAAAAAAAAAAGUUUAGCGACAAAACAAUGAGAUAGCAAAGUUUUUUGGAGUAUGCAUUUACCCUUCUGCCACUAGUUGUUUUACAGAGGCCGAUUUUAUAUGCAGCGCCAUCUACUGUUAAAAGGGAGAACCGCGAUGUGUAGCGUGCAGCUAAAGUCUAGUGGGAAACUUAUCAACAAGACUCCCCUCUAGACAUUUAAGGAAAAAAGUUUUCAUUUUACUAUUUUUACUUAAGAACUUGCCAGUUAAACAUGGCUUUUAAGGUUAUAUGGGUCAUUUUUCAGCAAAAUUCUGUGAGUGUUAAGGUCUGACCUAGGUUAAGAAUUCAAAUAAUUGCUAAAUAAACGUAAAGUCGUAUAACUUAUCCAGCUUACAUUUGAAGUCUUACAAAGAGACAGAGGAUGAAAAAAGGACAGAAAUUAUUUCACUCUUGAGAUUUCUAGCACAGACGUGAUUGUGAGUAUGCAAAAAAGUCGGGCACUAUGUCAUAAUUUUUAAAAAUGACCAAACAUUCAGUCCAUGUCGAAAGACCAAAUUCUUUUUUGUUUAAAAAGGAAAGCUUUUCUUAGAAAACAUAUUUUUUAAUAAUCACCAAAAACUCAGGCUGUAUUUAAAGGGGAGGCAUUAGCUGAGAAUAAAAUAUGUGUUUGGCAAAAUAUCUGAUUUGUGUGGAUGGGCCUUUUGUUAAUAUACAUCUAAGUUGUCACAGGACUGUGGGCUAAUUUGUGUUGAAAGUAAAAGGGUAUUUUCCAUUACCCUUAAUGACUUUAAAAUAAUAGUAGUAAAAAUCUCCCACAGAGCCACACAAGACGAGAGAAAUGUUUUCACAUAAUCAUCAUAGAGGCUUAACCAUGAUCAUUUAAUGUAAUCAAGACUAACUGUAGCUAAUAAACUCUUUCCAAUUGUUAAAAAACAUCGGGCCUCUCAUAAAGGUCAGAGAUCUUGUGCCAUAUCAUUAUAAUGACUCAUUUUUAUAUAUAAAACAAUAAAAAAACAAUAAAAAAAUGGAUAAUGAGCCAACUCAGUCUCUGAGUCCUGGACAAGAGACUAAAAAAAACAACUUUUUUUUUUCAUACAUUCUGUAUCAGAGAUGGAGAACGGAAAGAAGGACUUUGAGGCUUGCAAAAUAUGGAAGCUUGUGUUUUUGUUACGCAAUGAACUUGUAUGACCUUUGUUAAACGUAUGCCAACUUAAUAAUUCAAUGUGUCUAUGGAUUUUAUUCAUUUUUGAAGAGGAAUUUGAGAAUUCUGAGUAAUAAACAAAACCACAAUUACAUCUGCGGAUGGUU
Cyprinodon variegatus (sheepshead minnow) is the source of this 3641-nucleotide messenger RNA. RefSeq names its product cyclin-dependent kinase 5 activator 1-like. The coding region runs from base 598 to 1593 and encodes 331 amino acids. Gene Ontology annotation, cellular component: cytoplasm; protein kinase 5 complex. NCBI's taxonomy places the organism in Eukaryota, Metazoa, Chordata, Actinopteri, Cyprinodontiformes, Cyprinodontidae. Gene Ontology annotation, molecular function: protein kinase binding; cyclin-dependent protein serine/threonine kinase activator activity. The record is from RefSeq and is a predicted model, not a curated record. Gene Ontology annotation, biological process: activation of protein kinase activity; brain development; positive regulation of cyclin-dependent protein serine/threonine kinase activity. The transcript is spliced from 4 exons.